Molecule: messenger RNA, 3436 nt
Organism: Hydractinia symbiolongicarpus
Lineage: Eukaryota; Metazoa; Cnidaria; Hydrozoa; Anthoathecata; Hydractiniidae
Product: von Willebrand factor A domain-containing protein 7-like
Exons: 4
Coding region: 777-1982 (401 amino acids)
Source: RefSeq, a predicted model, not a curated record
GGCAACUGCAAUGUUGAUUGUGGACCAGGAACAAAGAGUAGAACUCGAACAUGCAUAAAGCCAACUCAAGAUGCAACGUGUACAGGCCAAAGUAAAGAUUUUAUGAAAUGCCAGAAACAGUUUUGCGAAGGUGAAAUAAAGUUUAUGAUGCGUUUUUCUUCUUAUAUUAUUCCGUUGCAUCAUUUCAUUUCGUCACAGUGAUAAAUUAACUCUAUUCUGCAGGGACCUCUGGUUUUACCAAUGUUUACAGUACUGUAAUCAAGACUCUUCAAAAGUUUUUUAAUACAGAAUAUCCAGAUAAACAAAAGACAGGUAAACGAAUUUUUUUUAUUUCUUUUCACUUAAUUAACCAAAAGUAGCUAGGACCAAUCAUCAAAGGCGUUUGCGAUUAGUCCCAUUUUAUAUCAUUUAGCUAAUGAUUGACUCUUCUUCUAGGAAAAUUCCAAAGAGCUCUUUUUCAAGUCCAAAAAGCUUCGGCAUUAAUGAGAAAUCUUGGCGAUCCUGAAUCAUUUGGAAAUACUUCAGAAGAAAGAUUAGCUAAAUUUAAAGAGAUCUUCGCUAUGGCAGUAAAUUCAGAUCACUUUUCGUUUGCACGCAGUACACUUGGAAAAGCACUAUAUGUUAACAUACAGGUUAGAAGACCGUAAUUUGUCCACACGUUCUGCAGUUUCUUAUUACAGGUUGUUGUUUAUUGCUAACAUUACUCCUAAUCUUGCUUUAAGAUUCUAAUCAAAGAGCAAAGGACUCCUGACGAAAUAUGCAAUGGAGGUGUUGAAAUGCUGAAAGAAUUAAAGAAUAAAUCAUCACCUAAUUUUGAUCUCGUGUUUGGCAGUGGUGGUGAAUCAACUCUGAUGUUUACGAUUGAUACAACUGGUUCAAUGUCAGCGGAGAUAUAUGCAGCAAGGCAAAUGGUAUCUGCAAUUAUUAACGUUGUUAAAGAACAACCCGUAGAUUGCAUUGUGGCUCCUUUCAAUGAUCCUUCGGCUGGACCAGUUACAAAGAGAGCUUCCUCUCAACUUGAACAAUGUGUCAAUGACAUAGCUGCAUUGCGAGCACAUGGUGGUGAUGACUGUCCAGAACAUUCAUAUGGAGGCAUGAUCGAGGCGCUUAAAAGUCAACCAAAAUUUGGUAGCUCUAUGUUUGUGUUUACGGAUGCGUCCGCAAAAGAUGCGACGUUAGAAAAUUCUUUAACUUUGAAAUCAUUAGCUGAAUCACAGUCUAUCACUAUCAAUUUCUUAUUGACAGACGGUCAAAGUUGUUUAGAAGGCGAUACCAAAUACAAAGAGAUAGCUGACUUGACAGGAGGACCUGUUGUUUUCCUUUUGUUUUAUUUGUCAUGGAAAUAUUUUUCUUUAGGUCAUGUUUUCUCUCUGAAGGAGAAAGAACUGCCAAAUCUUGUGGCAUAUGUAAAAUCAAGCUUAUUUAUUGACACGUCCAUAGCGGUUAAAGGUAAAAGUGAAUCAACCAAAGAAACAUUUCAAGUUGACAGCAAUAUUUUUAUAUUAAUAAUAACAGUGACAGUCACCAACAAUGCUGAUUCAGUGACUCUAUUGACACCAAAUAAUUCUCCUUAUACCCAGAACAUCACCACGAUCUCAAAUAUAAAGAUAUUCGAGGUUGUCAAUCCUGUUCCAGGUGAAUGGUCGAUUACAUAUGAGGAUGCAGUUGGAAAUUUAACAUUUGGUGUCGAAGCAAUAUCCAAAGAACCAAUUGAAUUUUCAUUUAAUAUGCAAGCUGAGGUGAAGGGAACGACAUACGCUGUGUUUAAUCCCAUUGAUGGUCAAGAAAAUGAUCUCAUUAUUCGAGUUGCUGGUGGAAAUAUAAUUCAGAUUCCCACCCUUAGAGUUGAUGUUGUAAUGGAAAGCGGAGAUGUUAUAAUUCCUGAUUUAAAGCUAGAACGAACAGAUACAGAUUUCGUAUUUAGGACAAAAUUUGUGCCACCUCCUUUUCCAUUAAAGCUACUUCUAAAAGGUAUUAAUUAAUGCAUUAUUGAUACGCAGCACUUUAUUUAUUAUUUUCCAAUCUCUUUAAUAAUAGCCGUCGUCUGUCUGUGCGUCCGCGAAAGCGGCGUCCCGUAAGGGAAACACGAAAUUCUCAAAAUGCGCACGAAUAUCAAAUGCGAUAUAUUUUUAUCCACUUUGUUCCGACGGGUAAAUUUAAAGGACGAGCAUACGCAACGGGCGACCCUGUGGAUUUUUCCACGGGUUAACGACUUAUAUUAUUAUAUUUCCAUUAUUUAUGGAAAUUUAAAUUCAAUUUAAUGAAGGCGUAAUUUCUUCCUAUUUUAAAAUGCACAAUGUUCCUAUUAACAAAAAAGUUGAAUUUUAUAUAUAUAUAGACUUUGAACUAUUGCAAAAUGUUAUAAUUUCCAAAUGAAUGUCGAACGUUUUUUUGCAGCUUCAAGCCCAGGAAAUAAAGGGGGUCCCAUAUUAAAGCAGGACGCUUUGUUGGACAUUUUACUGUGCAUUCUAUCAUUUCAAAAUAAUCAAAAUUAAUUCUUCAUUUCUUUCAGGUCAAAAAAAAGAUGGCACACGAUUUCAAAGAGUUUCAAGAGAACUUAUAAGUGUUCAGCGAUCUUUCUUCCAAGUAGCAAAAGCUGGUAACGAAUUGACAGCCCGCUUGGGCGAUCAAGAUGUUGACAUUAAAAUACAAGUAUUGAACACAGGGACACCUACGAAUUAUGAUUUCGCAAUCAGAACAAGCCUCGGAAGGAUUUCCCCUCAAAGGAUAUCCAAAACAAUUGAUGGUAUCGAUUUUCUUGACUUUAAAUUCCAAGUACCUACAAGCCGAUCGGCAGUUGGAAAGCUUGCAACGAUAAGUAUCACAACAAGAUCACCUCAACGACCAAUCGAAUUUAUUUUUGACUUAUUUUUAGUUGAGUAAUGUUGGAUGAGCUUUCUUCAUAAAAAUAUUGCAAAGAGAGAUAUUGAGCUUUGCCUAACAAUGUGUCUUGGGCUCGUUAUAAAAAAAGAAAGGUGUAAAAAAAUUGUGAUUUUAUGUUUAUGUGUUGACAAAUUUAUAGUUGUGGGAAAUAUUAAUAUGUAUGACAUAAUAUAUUUAAUGUAUGUGUAAAAAAGUAUUUGAUAAAAUACGCAGCCAAAGGUUAUCAGCUUCAAAUUUGACUGCACUAUCCGAUAGAACAACUUACCAUGUGUAACGAGACGCGUAUUCCGAAUUGAAUCGAAUCACACGACGAAUUGGAAGUCUGGUAACUUGAACUUGUGUCACACCAUUUUCUUUCGUUCUAGCGGUUAGAACUCUCAUUUUGAUUCAGAAUUUCAGACUUUUCGAAUAUUUGUUCUAAGCUUUUUGCUUUAUUUCUAGUGCUUUCAUUAAAUGUACCAUGUUACGGAAUUUCCUUAGCGAUAUGUUGCUUCGCACUUAUAGGCGACGUCUUCUUUUUAAUAGGAGCUAGUUAAUAAAAAAAUUAAAACUA